Messenger RNA from Hibiscus syriacus, 883 nucleotides. Its product is annotated as CASP-like protein 5A1. Bases 168 to 704 code for a protein of 178 amino acids. The record is from RefSeq and is a predicted model, not a curated record. The transcript has 3 exons. Lineage: Eukaryota; Viridiplantae; Streptophyta; Magnoliopsida; Malvales; Malvaceae. Gene Ontology annotation, cellular component: membrane.
UAAAGUGGAUCAAUGAGAACUCAGUAGCUCAACACACGGGGAACUCCAUCCCAGAUUUCCAAAUUCCAUUUCACUUUGUAAAGAAACAGAAUGAAAAAUUAGAUCUUUUUCCUGUUUUCAAAUCAAUAAAAAUCCCAACCUUUUUCCCAGCAAGAGAAAGGGAAACAAUGAACGUGAGUCGUCCGGCGAUUCAUCCGGUGGAGGCUCCUCCGAUGACGGAGGCCGCCGUGCACCGUCCUAGAGUAAGGAUGAAGGACAUACCAGGCAUGCCUGGGACUAAAGGUGGCCUCUUUCUUCGUCUUUUUCAGUUCAUUUCCUCCAUCAUUUCUGUCUCUGUCAUGGCCACCACCAAUGAUUUCCGCUCCGCCACAGCUUUUUGCUACCUUGUUCUUGCUGUUGGCCUGCAAAGUUUAUGGAGCCUGUCCCUGGCAUUUGUCGACAUAUAUGCCAUUUUGGUCAAACGAAGUCUGCGAAACCAUGUAGCACUACGUUUAUUCACGAUUGGUGAUGGGAUCACUUCGACCCUUACAUUCGCCGCUGCUUCUGCAUCAGCUGGUAUAACAGUCCUGAUUGGAAAUGAUCUUGACAAAUGUGGUCUGAACCACUGCACUCAGUUUGAAACUGCUACAGCAAUGGCCUUCAUCAGCUGGUUCGCCAUGUCGCCAUCCUUUCUGUUGAGUUUCUGGUCAUUGGCUUCCCAGUGAUGAUUGUGGAGUUUGCACUUCCUUCUGACUUUUCAAUAUGUUGUGUUGUUGAUUAAACCAACAGUGUAUAUAUACAUAGAUUUUUUGCUAGGGUUCCUGAGUUUUCUUCUUAAAACAGUACUUGUAUAUUUGAGUAAGCACACUAUUUUCAUUAUAAAUUACUUUCUUCCCUGCUUUUC